Messenger RNA from Vicia villosa (hairy vetch), 1291 nucleotides. RefSeq names its product truncated transcription factor CAULIFLOWER A-like. The transcript is spliced from 8 exons. Gene Ontology annotation, biological process: positive regulation of transcription by RNA polymerase II. The coding region runs from base 258 to 965 and encodes 235 amino acids. Gene Ontology annotation, molecular function: RNA polymerase II cis-regulatory region sequence-specific DNA binding; protein dimerization activity; DNA-binding transcription factor activity, RNA polymerase II-specific. NCBI's taxonomy places the organism in Eukaryota, Viridiplantae, Streptophyta, Magnoliopsida, Fabales, Fabaceae. Gene Ontology annotation, cellular component: nucleus. The record is from RefSeq and is a predicted model, not a curated record.
UUUCUUUCGGAAUAUGUUAUAAUAGUGACCACUGAUAUACAUUUUCCUUUUUUAUAUAAAACGAAAAAAGAACGAAGCAGCUGCGGUUUUUGUGCUCUAACCCCCUUCAUUUUCAAAUUAUCAUUCAUUCAUAUCACAUAUCAUCAACACCAAAAUAAAAACAUUAUCAUAUCUAUAUAUUUAUAUAGUGUAUGUAGUUAUCUACCUAUAGUUAUAGCUAUAUCUUCAAUUCAUGUGAUUUGAAAGAGAUACUAAAGAUGGGGAGAGGAAGAGUGCAGUUGAAGAGGAUUGAGAACAAAAUCAAUAGACAAGUUACUUUUUCUAAAAGAAGGUCUGGUUUGUUGAAGAAAGCACAAGAGAUCUCUGUUCUUUGUGAUGCUGAAGUUGCUCUCAUCGUUUUCUCUACCAAAGGCAAGCUUUUCGAAUACUCCAGCGAUCCUUGUAUGGAAAGAAUUCUUGAACGAUAUGAGAGAUAUUCAUAUACGGAGAGACAGCUUGUUGCAAAUGACCAAUCACCAAAUGAAAACUGGGUUCUAGAACAUGCAAAACUGAAAGCUAGGGUGGAAGUACUUCAAAAAAAUCAAAGGAAUUAUAUGGGAGAAGAGUUGGAUGGGUUAAGUCUCAAAGAGCUUCAGAGUUUAGAACAACAACUUGAUUCUGCUCUCAAACACAUUAGAUCACGGAAGAACCAAGUCAUGUAUGAAUCUAUUUCGGAACUUCAGAAAAAGGAUAAGGCACUCCAGGAACAUAACAACUUGCUCGCAAAGAAGAUAAAGGAAAAAGAGAAGGAACUUGCUCAAGAGGAGCUGCAAAAUAGCAUGGAGGUGGCUCCAAUUGAAACUCAACCAUUGGAAUCUAUGAUUGCAGGAGGGUCCUUACAAGAAAGUUGCAAUGAAGAAACUGGAGCAGAAACUCGAGGGAGUGCCAUUCUUCCGCCAUGGAUGAUUCGUCCUGUAAACGAAUAGACGAGAGGACAGUUACACUGCUGUAUCUGUUUUCAUUAUUAAAAACACAGAUACAGGUUGUUGUUGUUGUUGUAGGAAGCCUAUAAAUAUACAAAUGAUGAAUAUAGGCAUAUGAUGGAUGAAUGAUGAGGACUCAAUACCUGGACUGUAGUUGUGUAAUCAUGGAACAUGUUUGACUCAAUUUCUAUGUAUGCUGCUGAGCAAAGGCCAUGGUUAAAAUGGUCUAGCUAUAGAUACAAGGCUAUAUUUGUAUAAUGUAUACAUAUACAUUGAGUGUUGUUUAUGGUUAUGUUUUAAUAUAAGGAUUAUAAAGAGAUACUUGUUUU